GAAAGUGAUGAACAAGCCUGGAAGAGGUGUUUUCGCUGCGGUUUUGAUAUUUUAUGGGUAUGUUUCCUUUCUUGUCUCUAUUAUAUCCCAUGUAACUUCAUGACAAAACCGUAUAAUUCUGCAUUCAACCUUCCAUUGCUUCUUGAUACAUGGUUGUGUGUGCUUUUUGGCGCUCUCACCUGGCAUGUGACGUGUUUUGCUUUGCAGCUUGGUAUUCGUUUAUUGUGCGAUUAUUUUUGUGCUAUUUAGUGCACUGCAAGUGACCAUGUACAAGGUAUAUCUUUUGGUGAACCCUUUGCAAUCCUUUGACAAUUUUUGACCCUUAUACGCACUUGUAUGCGAAAUGUUGCUGUGAUCUUUGAGACAAUUUGUUGCACAAGAUGCACCACGUUUGAGCGAAGUGGUCAUGAGGACAUUUUUGUUUUUGGACAGCCCUAUCAGAGUUUGACCUUUCUUCAGUUUGCAUUUUGUGGAUCACCUUUAAAUGUCAGUGCCAAUACAUUAUCAAGGUUUUUUUUGUCAAAAUUAUAAAUGUCAUAACCAUCUGAUCUAUUUUUUUUUCAAUAGUUUGGAAACAAAGUGGGGGAAGGUCAAUUUCGAGGAAAGGCUGUGCCCACCUACGUUUAUCCAGAGUGCAUCAAGUCAUCGAUAAGCGCUAUGAUAUCGUAA
Molecule: messenger RNA, 669 nt
Organism: Porites evermanni
Lineage: Eukaryota; Metazoa; Cnidaria; Anthozoa; Scleractinia; Poritidae
Source: the annotation of a GenBank genome assembly